Messenger RNA from Strongyloides ratti, 1788 nucleotides. RefSeq names its product Polynucleotide 5'-hydroxyl-kinase NOL9. The record is from RefSeq and is a predicted model, not a curated record. The transcript is spliced from 3 exons. Gene Ontology annotation, molecular function: polynucleotide 5'-hydroxyl-kinase activity. Bases 1 to 1788 code for a protein of 595 amino acids. Gene Ontology annotation, biological process: cleavage in ITS2 between 5.8S rRNA and LSU-rRNA of tricistronic rRNA transcript (SSU-rRNA, 5.8S rRNA, LSU-rRNA). NCBI's taxonomy places the organism in Eukaryota, Metazoa, Nematoda, Chromadorea, Rhabditida, Strongyloididae. Gene Ontology annotation, cellular component: nucleus.
AUGCAUAACGUUGAGAUCUUCAAUUUAUCAGAUGAGAAUGGGCUUAUUAUGAUAUUCCAUCAAUCUGAAAAUGUAAAGAAAAAUGAGUAUAUUUUAUUUGGAGGUUUUUGUGAAAUAGCUGUCAUUUAUGGGCGUAUUAUGAUUCAAGGUUACAAAAUUGAUAGUACAAAUUCUAGUAUUUCUGAGCCGUUUUUUAUAUCUUCAUUUAGAAAAUCUAGAGAACAGAUAACUAUUACCAAUAUAACUGAAAAACUUGAAAUUGAUGAUGGUAAAAAUCAAAAUACACUUUUAGAAUUAUUUCCCUACGACAAAGAAUGUAUCUAUAAACUUUGUAAAUCUAUAAAAAAUAAUAGUGCCGUUUUACAUCUCAAAAGAAAUGAAACACCUCUCUUAUUAAAACUUAAAGCUUUAUAUCCAAAUUAUUUGCAUGUACCAGGUUAUGCUAUUGAAACAAAAUUGUUUCGGGAUGCUGCAAUAUUAAAUAAACAAAGAUAUGUAAGAGAUAACUACUAUUUGUCAUAUGGUGUUCAAGCAAAACUUAAAGAAAUAAUACAGAAAUUGUCUAAUGUAAAAACUGGUAAAGUUAUCAAGAUUUUAACCUAUGGUUCAAGUGAAAAUGGAUUAUCAGCUUUGAAUAAAUAUAUUGCAAAUAGUUGUUUAAAUAUUAAAAAUUGCAAUGUUUACUGGGGAGAAUUAAAUGUUGAACAGCCUGAAUUUACACCACCAGGUGUUGUAUCAUUAACUCAUGUAACGGAACCAAUAUUAACUGAUUCUUAUUUGCACGUUAAUCCGAAUAUUGUAUAUUCAUUGUUUUAUGGAAAAAAUUAUAUUGAAAAUAUGGAUCCAAAAUACAUUACAGUUGUAUCAGCAUUAAUUUCGGAAUUUGUAAAAAUUACUAAUAAAGAUAAAUCGCUAUCUUAUCUGCUCAUCUUAAAUACGAUGCCAUUACGUGGAAGUGAAAAAAGAGAUUUUAUUACAACAAUUGUUAGUAUUUCAUCUCCUGAUGAUCUCUUUCUUUGUUGUCAGGGUAAACCUUUCAAAUAUAUACCAACAAAUUUUGAUUCAAAUAAAAUAAUUGUCGUUGAAGCUCCUAUAGAUGUAAAUGGUAAUAAAAGAACCGGUGGAAAUGAAUCAUACGAAAAUGAUAGAGGUGAACUAAAAAGAAUUCCUUUUUCAGCAUAUUUUGCUCGAUAUAUUACUAAUCUACCUAAGACUGCUUUUGCAUUAAAUCUCAUUCAAUGGCCAUUUUAUCAAAUUUGUUUUUCGCAAAUAAAACUUCACAUACAAGAUAAAUUUAUAACUUUUGAAAGUGAAACAUUCGAUGAUGCUUUAAAUGUGGUAUUAGUAGCUUUAUGUACGAUGACAGAAGUUAAUAAUGGAGGUUUUUAUACUCAUAAUCUCAAUGAUAAAGGAUCUCUACAACUAUUAAAUCCUAAUUUUAAAGGAUUUUAUAAAAGAAUUAAUCAUAGAAAAACAAAUCUUUUAUUUGUAGGAUAUGGUAUUAUUACAAAUAUAGAUAAAAAAAGAGAGUUAUUUGAUAUUUUUACACCAAUAUCAAGAGAAAAAUUACUUGAUGUUAAUGUUUUAGUUAAGCCUAAUUUUUUUAAUAUUCCAUCAGAGAUGCUGUUCCUUCAACAUGAUUGUGAAUAUAGUUAUUCAAAAGGUAAUUAUAAUGAUAAAGAAUGGUUUGCAUGGAAUAAAGAUCUCUCAAGAAUUGUUGAUAUCAAUGAUAAGACUGAUUAUCGUAACUACAAUGACAUUGACUACAAAAGAAUAAGAGAAUCAUAA